UGUCUUAGCGUCAGCGUAAACAACAAUCAGCUGAUAAAGUUAAAUAAUUUAUUUCAUUUGUUUUCCAAGUUUUUCUUUUAUUUGUCGGAUUAUUUUCGUAAAUAUUCAAAUGCUUAUGUACUUGGAACUUUGUAAUUGACGGUUAUAACUUUGUAUUGCACUUAUCUAAAUAAUUGUCAAAAACAAACCUCAAGAAACUUGCAAAUCAAAACAGAAGGGGAGCAUGCAUACGAGGGACCAGUUUAGAAAGUUUGAUUAUGUGGGACAAAACACAGUUACCUUGUUGCGCUGUUCAAUUCCAGUUGUCUUAGCACAUUACUGCUACGCUGUCUUAGUUUAAGUGUUGUAAGGAAAACUAGUGAUUGGCCGUAAUGUUGAAUAUACUUGACAUUAUAUUCCUCGGUUUAGCGUUCACGGUUACAUUUACUGGUGUUCUGAUAAAUAACUUCGAAAAACAUGUACCUGCUUUUAUUAUUAAGGGGUACAGAUACGGCAGCUUUGCUUAUAAAGGGUCUGAAGCCAAUUUCUUGCAACUUAUAGAGAUACCAAAAGCAUGGUAUCGACAUUUUUACUUAUUUUCUUCAUUAUUCGGAGCAGCAACUUUGUCCUACAUGAUAUUUGUUUAUUACUGUGGUCACAAUGUGAAUGAAUAUGUGAAAAUUAUACUCAGAUUGUUACUUGAACAAGAUGAAGCUUCAGUGUCAGUGGCAGCAGCAAUGAUAACAAUGUUCCUUCUGACAAUACAAUGUGUGAGGAGGCUGUAUGAAACAUACUUUGUACAAGUGUUCGCUAAGACCAGCAAAAUGAACCUCAGUCAUUACCUCGCCGGGAUCAUACAUUACUUCGCCUGCAUCGUGGCCACAGUUGGCCAAGCUCCAAUGUUUUGUGGCAAGCAAAACAGAGAAGCGAUCACGUGGAACGACGCAUGGACGACAACCUUCGUAAUCCUUUGCUCCAUUAUAUUCCUGGUCUCCUGGUACGAGCAGUUCAAAACCAACUUGAUCUUCGCCGGUCUCCGUAAAGACAAGAAGUCAGGGCAAGUAGUUAGUGAAGAGCAUAUGGUGCCACACGGUAGACUGUUCAGUAACGUGUCCAGUCCACACAGAUUGUGCGAAAUCGUGAUGUAUACUGUGCUCCUGGUACUGAUGCCGACGAAGACGUUCUUCUGUAUUUAUUUAUGGGUUCUUGGUAAUCAGAUCCAAACAGCUAUACAAGCUCAUGAAUGGUACCUCCAAACCUUCAAGAACUAUCCAAAGAACAGAUGGGCUAUAUUCCCACAAUUAUUAUAAGAAUUAAGACUGAUGUGCAUUGUACAUAGUAACAUAGGAAGUAGUGGUAUUACGGUAAAGCUGCAAUGCCCAUAAACUCGAAAUUAUGCACUCGCUAAGCUUUGCGUUGUCUAUAUAUCUCUUAUCUUGUAUCGAAAUAAGCAUUUAAAAAAUCAAUGUCUUUGCACUAUACUAAUAAUAUUAAAGAUCAAAAGAUACAUUGAUUUUAAAUGUGUUAAUAUUUCAGUAGAAAGAUGUCAAUAUUGUGUAUGUUUAUUGAAAUCUAAAACAUGUUUAGAUGAGACUUCUCUAAACAUGUUAAAAAUUGGUAAAAAAAAACUUGAAGUGAUUAAGGGCCAUUAGUAGAAUUACGCAUGCGCCGGAAUAUUGCAAACAAUCUUUGAAUUACAUAGAAAUACACAGUUUAUUCACCGUAUUUCUAACCUUGCAAUUAAUUUACAAACAUAUAUCCACAACCGUGUAACCAGUUGUUUACAGCCGUGUAACCAGUUGUUUACAGCCGUGUAACCAGUUGUUUACAGCCGUGUUACCAGUUGUUUACAGCCGUGUAACCAGUUGUUUACAACCGUGAAGUCGGUUGUUUACAACCGUGUAGCCAGUUGUUUACAGCCGUGUAGCCAGUUGCUUACAACCGUGUAGCCAGUUGUUUACAACCGUGUAACCAGUCGUUUACAACUAAAGUUCUAACAUCGACACAUUGUACCAACCUCCCUCCAGGUUUGGGCGCAUGAUUACUAUCACAAUUUAUGUUGUGACCAUGCAGUCUUUAUUCACUUCGAUAGUUGAAUUUAAGGGGCUUGUCGUUAUUUUAUAAUGCUUUAUUUAUAUCAUAAGCUAAGUUUGUAUGGAACCAAUUAUAUUUUAUAAAAAACAUA
Molecule: messenger RNA, 2164 nt
Organism: Plodia interpunctella (Indianmeal moth)
Lineage: Eukaryota; Metazoa; Arthropoda; Insecta; Lepidoptera; Pyralidae
Exons: 4
Coding region: 372-1289 (305 amino acids)
Biological process (GO): dolichol-linked oligosaccharide biosynthetic process; polyprenol catabolic process
Cellular component (GO): endoplasmic reticulum
Molecular function (GO): 3-oxo-5-alpha-steroid 4-dehydrogenase activity
Source: RefSeq, a predicted model, not a curated record